This is a messenger RNA of Rotaria sp. Silwood2, 336 nucleotides long. Lineage: Eukaryota; Metazoa; Rotifera; Eurotatoria; Philodinida; Philodinidae. The record is from the annotation of a GenBank genome assembly.
AUGACUGAUUUGACACCAUUUAGUAUUGUUUCACCAACAUCUUCUCCAAAUUUUGAUACAUUAGAUCAAUCAUUUAUGUAUAUGCAAUUGCUCAAAGAAAUUAUUUUUGACAUGAAAUAUGAUCACAAUGUAAGACAAGAAUUUACUGAUUUCUACCUCAAAUCCUUUUUUGAUCAAGAUUUUCAGUCAAAGGCAUUACGUCAAUUUGAGCAAUGUUACGAACUUCAUUCACCUAUCUGGUGGUACACAAAAGAACACUUUAUAUAUUCUACACUUAACAAAGCUUUAAGAAUUCAAGAUAGUGAAACGAUCACAAAAAUGGGAUUUUUUAUUUAA